Gongylonema pulchrum is the source of this 400-nucleotide messenger RNA. NCBI's taxonomy places the organism in Eukaryota, Metazoa, Nematoda, Chromadorea, Rhabditida, Gongylonematidae. The record is from the annotation of a GenBank genome assembly.
AAAAAAAGAGAUUCCUCAGCUUUUCUUUUUUCGCUGUAGGUAAACCAGUGAUAAAAUUUUACCACAAAUCUAUUUUCAUGAAUUUCAGGAUGUCAAAAAAUUGGCCUAUUUGAGCGCAGUUCAAACACUUGCCGAUUUUGCACAGUUAGUGCCAUUUCUGAAAACCGAUGUCAAUGAACUUGGAUCGCUGAACUGCCCUAGUGAUACCAAAAUUCCGGUGAUUGCAUUCGGUGCCCCGAUGCUGCAGUUUCCAGGGACUGGUAUUCCGCCAUACAGCCUGGAUGCUAUAACGACACGAACGUUUGUGGAUAGUGGCUGCUCGCGAGAUGCAUUUUCUGAGGGAUUCGUUGCUAUCUACAAUAUGUCGCAGACAGGUUCCACUCUUUCGUUUGUGGGCUAG